GAAUCACGUUGCUUUUAUUAUGGACGUGAAUCGAAGAUUUGCAAAGAAGAGAAAUAUGCCAGAAGGGGUUGGGCACGGUGUUGGAUUUCAGGCCCUAAUGUUCAUGCUUCUCUACUGCCAUGAUCUUGGAGUGAAAUAUCUCACUGUUUAUGCUUUUAGUAUUGAUAAUUUCAGAAGGAAACCGGAGGAAGUUCAGAAGCUUAUGGAUCUGAUGAUGGAGAAGAUCAAACUCCUCAAAGAAAAUGAGAGCUUUGUGCAUCAAAAACAGGUGACAGUUCACAUUGCUGGUAACUUGGAACUAUUGGAUCCAUCUCUCAGGGAUGCAGCCAAGAGGCUGAUGGAGGUGACUGCUGGUUAUUCCAAGGUUGUGGUCACUUUCUGUGUUGCUUACACUUCCACUGAUGAGAUUGUUCAUACUGUUAGAGAAUCUUGCGAAGAAAAGUGCAACCAAAUAGAAGAUCAGGCCAAGGAUGUGAAGUUAAACUUGAUGGACGUCGAAAUACAUAUGUACAUGGCCAUUGCACCUGUUCCUGAUAUUCUGAUUCGCACAGCAGGGGAGAACCGCCUGAGCAAUUUUCUGCCAUGGCAGAAUUUUAGCAGCCAGUUGGGUUCCACAGCUGUGCUUCGGCUGGAGAUUGGUUUAUGGCAUUUGGUCUGGGCAGUCCUGGAUUUCCAGAGGAAUCGCAUUUACUUUGAGAAGAAAAAAGAAGCAGAUGCAACUUCUAAUUAAUAAUCUGCUGGGGGAAUUGUAUUGUAUUGUAUUGUAUGACAAGGAAAUUGAUACACAAAUAAUAAUACAAUCGAGUUCAU
Molecule: messenger RNA, 810 nt
Organism: Rubroshorea leprosula
Lineage: Eukaryota; Viridiplantae; Streptophyta; Magnoliopsida; Malvales; Dipterocarpaceae
Source: the annotation of a GenBank genome assembly